AUGAAGAUACAAAAACAGAGCAAGGUGGAAGCGCCGGCGCCGAUUGAGGAGAUCAUAAACAGGGUGCUGAGCGCUCCGGACCUGGCAGCGGGCCUCGCUGGCUUCACAUGGAGCUCCGACAAGGGCGACCUGCUGCACUGGUGCCGCCUCUUGGACGCCUUCGACGCGUUCCUGGAGCAGCAUGCCGCCUGCCGGCCCGACGUGCAGCUGGAAGCAGCGGCGCCGGCGGCGCCGUUCCCGUCGGCGGCGGUGCUGGCGGUGCUCGGCGCCACUGCCACCAUCUUUGAAAAUUGCAGCAGCAAUAAGCAGGUUUACGGCUCGUUCGACCACCUGACGUCGCUGCUGGCGGCGCCGGACCCCGAGGUGGUGGGCGCGGUGCUGGCGACGCUGACAGCGUUCCUCAAGAAGCCCCACCACUCGCUGAUGCGGUGGCAGGCGACUGGCCAGCUGACCGCGCAGCUGCUGCAGCUGUGCAGGGGCUGGGGCGGGAAGGAGGAGGGCCUAGACCUGGUGACGUGUGUCCAGGAUGAUGAGGAGCCAGUUCGCAAGGCGCUGGUCAAAGCGACCACCCUCACAUACGAGUUCCUGCCGCCGCCCGGCGCGCCGGGGGCGGCCGCGGCUGCGCCCGACGCGGCCGCCGCCGCGGAGACAGAGCCGGCGCCCGGGGCGGUCGCGCCGGCACCGGGUGGCGGGGCGGCUGAGGCGGCGUCUGCAGCGGCAGCGCCGGCGGCUGCGGCUGCCCCGGUGAAGAUCUCGCUGCCGUCGCUGCACAAGUACGCGGACGGGGAGGACGAGAUUAUGCGGCAGCUGAUCAGGCACUAUAACGUGCCCAAGGAGGCCAGGUUCGACCUGCUCAGCCGCGUCCGCGUGGCGCGCGCGUUCGGCAGCCUGGAGGGGCGGCGGCGGGCGGUGCGGCACCGGCUGCAGGCUCUGUGCCUGCUGCUGCACUCGGCGCCGCAGCAAGGUGACGACCUGGCGACUCUGUUUGUGGCGGACCCUGACCUGAUCACGGAGCUCGUGGCCCUCGUGCAGCGCGACGCGGGCGUGCCAGGGGAGCUGCGGGUGCAGGCGCUGCGGACCCUCACGGCGCAGCUCUCAGAGCGCUCGCGCCACGGCCAGGUCAUCUCAUCCAUCGCGGCAGGCGGCUCGUCCGGCCUGCUGUCGGUGCUCCUGCACAAGGCCGUCAGCACAGUGGUGGCGCAGGCCGCGGCGGACGGCCACGAAAUGGCCCGCCCAGGCGCCGCCGCCGCUGCGGAGGCGUCCGGCUCCGCGCCCGCCGCCCCGCCGCCGCCGCUGCCGCCCGACCCCGCCGGCCGCGCGCACGCCGCCGCGCUCGCCGACGCGCUGCUGGCGCUGGUGCAGUCCCUCGCGUCGAGCACCGCGGGCUGCACCGCGCUGGCGGACGCGGGGGUCGUGUCCAGCCUGAUGCCGCUGCUGCGGGACACGCACCCGGAGCACGUGGGGCUGGUGGUGGCGGCGGUGCGGAUCCUGGAGGCGCUGGUGGACUUCAGCCAGUCCGCGCUCACGCUGUUCAGGGACCUGGGUGGCCUGUCUGAGCUGAUCGCCCGCCUGGGGGUGGAGGUCGGCGUGCAGGCGCCAGAGCCCAGGCCGGAGGGCGCCGAGGGCGGCGGCGGCGGCGACGCGCCCGCUGCCGACGCGAGCAUGGAGCCGGCAACGGCGCCGACGGUGCAUGCGGCCCCGCCGGAGGCGGGCGCGGCGGCGGCGGCGGGGCCAGAUGCGGGCGCUCAGCCGGUGCAGCCGCUUCCGCGCCCGCAGCUGCCCCACGGCCGCCGCGUGCUGCUCAAGUUUCUGCUGCGGGGCGUCGCCCUCUCGUCAUAUGCCCCCGCCAGCUCAGCGGCCGCGACGCGCCCCGCGGAAGCCGACGCGCGGCUGCUCUACGCAUGCCUGUCCGCCAUGUAUGCGCGCGCGGAGGAGUUUGGCGGCGGCCUGUUUGCGCUCGCGGCGGGCGUGAUGACGGACCUCAUACACCAUGAGCCGCAGAGCUACAGGCAGCUGCAGGAGUCGGGGCUGACGGAGGCGUUCCUGGCGGCAGUCAAGACCAACCUGCUGCCCAGCGGCGAGGCUGUGUGCGCGGUGCCCAACGCGCUGGUGGCGCUCUGCCUCAACACCUUUGGCCUGCAGCGCGUCAGGGAGACGCAGGUGCUGCAGGUCCUGGUGCCUGUGUUCAGCAGCCGCCGCUACAUGCGCGCCGUCGCGGGGGACGCGCCGCGCGUGCUGGGGUCAGGCCUUGAGGAGCUGUUCCGGUGA
This is a messenger RNA of Monoraphidium neglectum, 2268 nucleotides long. RefSeq lists its product as hypothetical. The transcript is spliced from 12 exons. NCBI's taxonomy places the organism in Eukaryota, Viridiplantae, Chlorophyta, Chlorophyceae, Sphaeropleales, Selenastraceae. The record is from RefSeq and is a predicted model, not a curated record. The coding region runs from base 1 to 2268 and encodes 755 amino acids.